ACCCCAACGUCUCCACCAUCACUGCCACCCCGGCUUAUCCUCCUGCACCCGCCCAUUCCACUCUCUAUCACUCACAGUCAUGUCGGACAUCAAGGUCGAAGGAUUCAAGUCUUCUGAAAUUUUGGCUGCACUCGCUUCCGUAUUUGAAGGCUACAGCGAAGCGGAGAAGAAAAGUCAGAUUAAGAAGACAAAUGGUAUCUUCGAGCUGCGGGUGAAGAACGCGGAAGGAAAGGAGGGUGUCUGGACUAUUGACCUUAAGACGACUGGUUCGGUAUACAAGGGCGAGCCGAAGUCCAAAGCUAACGUCACCAUCUUGCUGUCGGACGAGACUUUCACACAACUUGCUGAAGGCAAACUUGAUGGCCAGAAGGCUUUCAUGACUGGCAAGCUCAAGACAAAAGGCAACAUGAUGUUCGCAACCAAGCUUGAUGGCGUCUUGAAGGUGGCCAAGACCAAGGCCAAGCUUUAGAUCUUAUAUACCCUUUACUGUUGACUUGUAUGUAUCAUCACUGUAGAUUACCUUUUCAUUAUGCAUACAUACUCUAGAUAUCGAAACUGUUC
Molecule: messenger RNA, 561 nt
Organism: Somion occarium
Lineage: Eukaryota; Fungi; Basidiomycota; Agaricomycetes; Polyporales; Cerrenaceae
Source: the annotation of a GenBank genome assembly